Hibiscus syriacus is the source of this 1854-nucleotide messenger RNA. Its product is annotated as glycosyltransferase BC10-like. Gene Ontology annotation, cellular component: membrane. The record is from RefSeq and is a predicted model, not a curated record. Lineage: Eukaryota; Viridiplantae; Streptophyta; Magnoliopsida; Malvales; Malvaceae. Bases 479 to 1657 code for a protein of 392 amino acids. The transcript is spliced from 3 exons. Gene Ontology annotation, molecular function: glycosyltransferase activity.
CCAUUGUCGAAAAGCGGACAUGGCUGCCCAAGGCCAAGCUACACAAUCACAGCUCUGAACUCAAAGCAAAAGGCAAAACUUGUUACCAAAUCCGAGGUUCUACCCAUUUGUUUUACCUACUUGUUAAAAAAGACACUCCAUGUAGGCUGAAGCCAUUAAAGAAAUAUCCCAUACAUCUGUGUCUCUUUCUAUUACUCCGAUAUCACAGGAACUAAAACUCGUUUUUCUCAACGGGUUUCUUCUCACUCUUCCCAUACUUAUUCCCCUUCUCGUUUCACAAAAACACAUUUGUCAAGAAAGAGCUGUACUUUACUGUGCUCAUUUAUGUCUCCCUUCUGUAUACGACAGUGUUUCAAAGUUUUAAGCUUUGUGUUCUGCUAGGGCAAUUUUUGAUCCUAAAAGGGUGUUUCUUGGUUUGUUUUUAGAGGAAAUACAAAACCCAGAAAGCCUUUUUUUUGUUAAUCGAGGGAUUUAAGUUAUGAUGCAGCCAAGAGCGGUGGUUAUGGAGGAAGGUAAAGACCCAGUUUCUGUAACCAAAACGAGCCUCUCCCGGGCUUUGUCUUUAAGGAUCCUUGUAAUCUGUUUGUUGUUCAUGGUCCUGGGCGUUGGGUUAUCCAUCAUCAGUAUGCAUUCAGUACGAUUUUCAAUGAUCCCACAGAUAGCAGCUAAAGCACCAUCCACUGUUCAGCCUUGGUUUGAAGAUGCUACUAAUACCUUGGAAAAUUUCAUUAGGCCUCCUUCAAACUUGAUGUAUAAUAUGAAUGACAUAGAAUUACUAUGGAGAGCUUCAUUUGUUCCUCAGAUCAAGGAGUAUCCUUUUAAAAGAGUCCCCAAAAUUGCCUUCAUGUUCUUGACCAAGGGACCAUUGCCACUUGCUCCGCUUUGGGACAGAUUCUUCAAGGGGCAUGAAGGGCUUUACUCCAUAUAUGUCCAUGCACUGCCAUCCUACACUGGUGGGUAUCCACCAUCAUCAGUUUUCUACAGGAGACAGAUCCCAAGUCAGAUAGUGGAGUGGGGAAGGAUGAGUAUGUGCGAGGCAGAGAGAAGACUCCUGGCCAAUGCGUUGCUCGACAUCUCUAAUGAAUGGUUGAUUCUCUUGUCCGAGUCUUGCAUUCCCCUGUACAAUUUCAGCAUAAUCUAUCACUACAUAUCAAGAUCAAAAUACAGCUUUAUGGGCUCAUUCGAUGAACCCGGACCUUACGGGCGAGGACGCUACAACCAUCGCAUGCAACCGGAGGUCACACUUAGCCAAUGGCGUAAAGGGUCUCAAUGGUUCGAAGUUAACAGAAAGCUUGCAGUAGAUAUAAUUAAAGACACCACUUAUUAUCCCAAGUUCAAGGAGUUCUGCCGUCCCGCUUGUUAUGUCGACGAGCAUUAUUUCCCCACAAUGCUGACGAUCCAAUUGCCUCAUCUCUUGGCAAACCGGACUCUUACUUGGACAGACUGGUCGAGGGGUGGCGCUCAUCCGGCCACUUUCGGGAAAGCUGAUAUUACUGAAAGUUUCUUUAAGAGAAUUUUUGAAGGUAAAUCCUGCUUAUAUAAUGGCCAGCCAUCAACUAUUUGCUAUCUUUUUGCAAGGAAGUUUGCUCCAAGUGCAUUGGAUCCUUUAUUAGGGUUGGCAUCCAAAGCUAACCCUGUCUCUGUUAGUGAGGAUUAAUCCAAUUUUAUCUUGAGUUCACAAUCAAAAUACUGUUGUCCAAAGCAGUUUGGAUGUAUAAGAACGAGAGGGUUGUAGAUGUUAAGAUUCGAAUCAUGGAUUCGUUAGAUGUCAUAAUGUCGGUCGCACGAAACGAGCUAAACCCUUAAUUUCGGGUAUAAUAUUAUUAAUUUAUAUGUAUAUACAAUAUGAUUGAA